AUGGCUCCCAAGAAGAACACCCGCCCGGUCGCCAGCUGCCACGGCAUGAAGACGAGAGCCGCCUCCCGUCGGGAAAAGGAGAGUUCCUCAUCGGGCAGCUCCCCUUCUUCCUCUCCCGAACCCGUGCCCAAGAGGGUUGGCAGAGGCAGCAAGCGCAGGGUGUCGGAAUCCGAAGAGUCCGAGGAUUCUACAGAUGACGAGAGGCCAGCGAAGAAGACCAAGGUGACACAGAAGCCCGGCCCGGCUGCCAUUGGCAUUAGCGAAGACUCCGAGGAUGACAGUGAGGAAGACUCGGAAGAUAGCCCGAGGGUCUACUCGGAGAGCGAACCAGAGGACGACUCGGGAGACGAUCAGGAGAGCGAGCCCGGGGAGAACAAGAAACUGGCACCCGUGGGAAGCGCAAGCCCAGUUCGCCCCCCCGGCGAAACCCCUGAGCCAAGCUUACACGUGCGAUCUGACGGAUUCUGGCCUGCGAUUCGCGACGUUUACAUGCGGGCACUGCAGGACAAGAGCAUCAAGAUCGACAUCCCGUGCAUCAUCUGCACCGACGACACCAUCGUCUGUGGCCAGUUCCACUGGCAGGCUUAUCCUUCGCAUCGAAACGAUGACAAAAAGGAGGUGCCCGUGAUCCUCUGGUGCGGGCACAUCAUCGGCGACGAAUGCCUCGCGCAGUGGAAAAGGACCAGGACGAGAGCCGGGGAGCCGCACAACUGCCCCGUGUGCAGACAGUCCCUGGAGUGCUCGACGUGCUCGGCGCCGCUGGUGGGCUGGGGCCUCUCGCCGGACUGCCUGGUGAUGGGCAAGGAGACGCUCCACGAGAACCCGGACCAGUCCAGGGAGUGCAACUGGUGCCGGGCGGAGAUCUUCCUCGGGGAGGACGUCCGGCACGGCGGACACCACCUCGCGGAGCCCAGGAACCGCGACACGGUCCGGCGGCUGUGGCAGUGGUUCAACAUCGUGAGGAACCGCACCGAGAGGGAGAUCCGCACGGGGAAGCACAUGAACGUCGACCCGGCGCUCGUCCCCGGACUCAUCUUGAACGAGGUGUUUGCGGAGAUGAAGCAGGUGCUGGCGGACCUCGAGGUCGACGUGCGCGAGGACUUGGACCAGAGGCUGGAGGAAGUCGAGAUGAUGUUUAACAUCACGGCGCCGUGGACCCAUGUUGAUUACGGCCAAGAGGAUGAGGAGGACGAGGAGGAGGAGGUGAGGGGGGAGCAAAGGAAUGAGGACGAGGAUGAAAGGCACAGGUGGGGAGGACCGGAGGUAUACCCUCCGGGUCUGGAGCCCCGUAUAUGGAUUUGA
Messenger RNA from Colletotrichum higginsianum IMI 349063, 1302 nucleotides. RefSeq lists its product as uncharacterized. Lineage: Eukaryota; Fungi; Ascomycota; Sordariomycetes; Glomerellales; Glomerellaceae. The coding region runs from base 1 to 1302 and encodes 433 amino acids. The transcript has a single exon. The record is from RefSeq and is a predicted model, not a curated record.